GCCCAGCGGGUUAGACAGCAUCUCUAGGGGAAAAUGAAUAGGUGACGUUUCGGGUCGAGACCCUUCUUCGGUGUGAAACAGUCCAUUCCUUCUCUCCAGAGAUGCUGCCUGGCUGACCCGCUGAGUUACUCCAGCAUUUGGUGUCUAUCUUUGUGACAGUCAUGAGUUAGCCCACACGUGGAUUGCAGACACGUUUCUAUACAGUGGACAGGUCCGCUCCGGGUUGCGAGCAGUCCCGUAUAGAUGGAGGCGGCUUAGAGAGAGCGGCUGGCUGGACUGUGGGCAUCUUCUGCCGGGUGAGAACUCUGUCGGAGGCGAUGCCUGGUUAUUUGAGAAUCAGCAACAAUGCAGAAAAUGAGGCUAGUUGAGUUCAUGGAUGGUGUCUUGUGGUUUGAAGAAGUACUAGAAGAUUACGCAGAAGACUGUUUGGAGUUUUCCCACAAGGACACGGUGAUUUUGCGGGACAGGCAGCAAUACGUUUUGAUCGUCCUGAAUGAAGGAAAAACUAAAGUAGGCUGCUUCAAAGACAUGAACAAAAAACAAUUAAAAGAAGCAAAGAGGAUUGACAACUCAAAGAGCGGUGUUGUAUUCGACCUCAUUUCUUAUCAGCCAACUGACUGUGAAACUGAUUGUAUAUACAACGAUUGUCUGAGUCCAGUUAGUUUUGUUCUCCAAAGCAAUUCGAUGAAGUAUCAGAUGUCAUGCAGCAAGGCAAAGACUAUCGAGUUUCUGGAGAUGAAAACUUCGGAGGAAGAUACCGUGGAUGCAAAGCAAUGCAACCUCAUAUUCUACAAGAGAAGAGUCAAUGACCAGUAUUCAAUGUUUGAAUCUAUGUUGGCACAGAAUCACUACCUCUGCACAGAAUUUGAAAAUGGACUCUAUAAAUUAGGGUUGAAGGAGGUCCAGACCAAAAUCGAUGAAACGGCACAGAUAGAAGUGUCAGGGUGUGAGUCAAAAUAGUUUGGGGUAUUUGGACAACCCUUCCAAAAGGCAAUUGACAAAUGUAUUUCUAAACCUAGAACAAAAGACCAGAUCCUCUCACACGCAUCCCAGUCCAGAGGAAUAGUCUCGACCAAAAACAUCGACUCAUUUCCCACAAAAGAUGCUGCCAGCCCUGCUGAGUUCCAACAGCAGUUGGACUUUUGGCUCGGGAUUCCAGCAUCUGCCGUCUUUUGUAUCUCAAUGAGAGAGCGUGGAUAGUUUUCCCUGCUUUUUGUAACUUAAGCUUUAAGUGUGCCUUGCAUUCCCUCAUGCUAUGAUGAGAGAGAAACACAUUUGAAGAAAGCAUUUGCUUUUAGUUUUUUAGGGUUGUGGGAGUAGAUGAUGUGAAUUGAGCAGCCCCUGCAGGUUACAGACGGUGUUCCCAUUCAGCAGCUGUUCUCCUUGGUGUUCUAGGUCCCAACGUUUGGUCUCAGCCUGCAUGAAGAACUGCAGACUAUUUAUUUAACUUCAAUGUUAUAUCUUUGCAAUAAAUGGUGUACCCAUUAUCCUUUAUAUGUGCACUGUGGACAGCU
This is a messenger RNA of Leucoraja erinaceus (little skate), 1514 nucleotides long. RefSeq lists its product as uncharacterized. Gene Ontology annotation, molecular function: cytokine activity. The coding region runs from base 346 to 960 and encodes 204 amino acids. The record is from RefSeq and is a predicted model, not a curated record. The transcript has 7 exons. Gene Ontology annotation, biological process: immune response; inflammatory response. NCBI's taxonomy places the organism in Eukaryota, Metazoa, Chordata, Chondrichthyes, Rajiformes, Rajidae.